GACUAGCCGUUACGCUCCUUUAUCUUUUUUCUUUUUCGUUUUUUUUAGUCAUUGAGAGAGUAUUAUUCUUCAAAUCAUCAAUAACCCUAGCAACCGCUCGAAAACCUCUUCUGAAUUUUUACACUACCAGAAUCAUAACUGUUCAAAAUUCACAGAUCCUCCGUUGAUUUUAGUUUUGUUUAUCGUCAUUUCUCCAUUUGAUUCUUCAUCUCAAUCGCUUCCCAUGGCGUCAAAAACCGCGGCUGCUAAAGAUAUCAUCACUCUCCACGGAUCUGCUGCCAUCGUCAGCGAGUUUUUCUGUUACGCUGCGAACAGUAUUCUGUAUAAUCGUGCGGUUUAUCCAGAGGAAAGUUUUGUGAAAGUGAAGAAGUAUGGGCUUCCGAUGUUACUUAUUGAAGAUGAAUCCGUCAAAUCAUUCCUCUCAAAUCUCACUUCUCAGAUCUCCGAAUGGCUUGAAGCUGGGAAGUUGCAGAGAGUAGUGCUUGUGAUAAUGAGCAAAGCUACUGGUGAAGUCUUGGAGAGGUGGAAUUUCCGGAUCGAAACCGAUAAUGAGGUUGUUGAGAAAGGUGUAUCGAGAGAGAAAAGUGACAAGGAGAUCAUGAGGGAGAUCCAAGCUAUCAUGAGACAAGUUGCUUCCAGCAUAACUUACUUGCCUUGUCUUGAUGAAGCAUGUGUUUUUGAUGUAUUGGCAUAUACGGAUACGGAUGUGGCUGUUCCAUUCACUUGGAUCGAAAGCGAUCCAAAGUUGAUUGCUAAUCCACAGAUGGUUAAGCUACACGCUUUUGAUACCAAGAUUCACAAAGUCGACACUCUCGUCUCAUACAAGAACGACGAAUGGGAUGAAGAAGAGUAAACAGAAGUCUCUUGUUCAGCUCGCGUUUUCCUCGGUCUCUUUUUAUCCGUUUAUGUGCCAGUGCGUGUUUCAGCUUCUUACUGAGUUUAUGUAGUUAUAAGAUAACUUUUAUAUAUAAUGCACCUAUUGAAGUUUUCUAAUUUUGUUCUUAUUCUUAUAAGUUGUGCCUCGGGUGGAAAAAAAAACUUUUAG
Eutrema salsugineum is the source of this 1045-nucleotide messenger RNA. Its product is annotated as mitotic spindle checkpoint protein MAD2. Gene Ontology annotation, biological process: mitotic spindle assembly checkpoint signaling. Gene Ontology annotation, cellular component: cytoplasm; nucleoplasm; kinetochore. The record is from RefSeq and is a predicted model, not a curated record. Bases 224 to 853 code for a protein of 209 amino acids. Lineage: Eukaryota; Viridiplantae; Streptophyta; Magnoliopsida; Brassicales; Brassicaceae. The transcript is spliced from 7 exons.